UGGGGGAAAAAGCCACUUACAGUAAAACUGAACUAAAUGGGUGUUAUGGCCAGCAGAGGCGCUGAUGUUAAACCAAGAACUGAAGUUUUUAUUGUGUCUUGGAAGACCACCUUCUUCUGAGACAUCCGGAACUGAAAGUAUGCUGGGUGCGUGAUCACAGAGAGAGAGAGAGAGAGAGAGAGAGAGAGAGAGAGAAAGAGAGAGAGUCAAACAAACUCAGACUGAAGACAGAAACACUGUCGCUGGAAACUGAAAGCCAUGGCUGUAAUAAAUGCAGUGCAGAUCUUCAUGCUGCUGUUGGGCUUCACUGCAGUCUGCCAAACUGAUGCUGAUGGCUGCAAUGUGAGAUGUAAUGAUGUGACUGGAGCUGUGAGGAAAGAAGUGAUGUUCAACUGCAGCUUCUCUGAACAGUGCACUGAUUGCUGUGUUAUAUGGUUUAAGUUUCAGUAUCCUGAGAACUAUAAUUACUCUGACAUCUGUAGAGAAGGGUCUCCUGAUGACCGCUGUAAGAAGAAGAAAACCUUCACAUGCAGAUACACUCCAAAUACAGCAAUGAAGGAAACAUUCAGAUUCUUUGUGCAAACUAAUAGUUCAACAAAAACUGCAGAAUUCACUGUGGAUAUAUCAGAGCAUGAACCACACAUAAAUAAUCCUGGACAAUCUCCUGGACAUGAGAAAACUUCUGUUUCUGCCAUCUCUGCUGGUGUGGGCUGCUUCAUCAUCUUCAUCAUCAUCAUCAUAUUGACCAUCAUUAUCAUCUAUAAAAAGCAGACAGGUGGAUGUCAGAAAAUGAUGUCUCUGUUUACCAGACAGAAGGAUCAUGACAGUGAUUCAGAAAAAGUGCAGAAUCAUUUUGAAGAUUAAUUUUAAUGUGGUGCUCCAGAAAAGAUCAGCUUCAUCUGAACUGCAGUAAUUACUGGAGUCUCUUUUAGACCUCAAACCUCAUGACAUCUGAUCUUUUCACAGCUGAUUUGUGCCACUUUCAUGUGCUUUCAUGUGCUCCUAAAUCCGGCACAGAUUUGUAAUGUGAACGGUUGUAUCAAACUUAUUACAAGCAUCUUAUUCCUCUUCAGUGGCUGCUCAUUAAACCCCCCGUCAUGAGUCACUUUAUGGGCUCUAUUUUGACGGUCCAAAACGC
Messenger RNA from Danio rerio (zebrafish), 1138 nucleotides. The record is from RefSeq and is a predicted model, not a curated record. Lineage: Eukaryota; Metazoa; Chordata; Actinopteri; Cypriniformes; Danionidae.